CUGCCCACUGCCGCGUCACAUGUUGUUGAGAUCAGAGCUCAAACCUGUUUCAAACCUGUUAGAAUUCUGAGGAAGAGAAACUCAGACAGUCGUGGUGACAGAGCGGUGACAUGGCAGGAGUUCAGCUGCACAGAGAAACCUUGUCUUGUUCCAUCUGUUUGGAUCUUUUGAAGGAUCCUGUGACUCUUACCUGUGGAGACAGCUUCUGUAAAAACUGUAUUAAAGACCACAGAGAGGAGCAGAGGCGGAGCUGCCCUCAUUGUAGAGAGAUCUUCAAACCGAGGUCUAAACUGAAGAAAGAUUUAGAUUUAGUGGAGGAGCUGAAGAAGACUGGACUCCACGCUGCUCCUGCUGAUCACUGCUAUGCUGGAGCUGAAGAUGUGGCCUGUGAUGUCUGCACUGGCAGGAAACGUAAAGCUCUCAAUAACUGUUUGGUUUGUUUGGCCUCUUACUGUGAGGGACAUCUCCAGCCUCAUCUUCAAGCACCUGCAUUAAAGAAACACAAGCUGGUGGAGCCGUCCAAGAACCUCCAGGAGAACAUCUGCCCUCGUCAUGAUAAGAUGAUGGACUUGUUCUGCCGCACUGAUCAGCAGUGUAUCUGUUAUCUCUGCUCUGUGGACGAACAUAAAGACCACGACACGGUCUCAGCUGCAGCAGAAAGGACGCACAAGCAGAGAGAGCUGGAUCUGAGUCGAGAAGAAGUCCAGCAGAAACUCCAGGACAUAGACAGAGAUGUGAAGGUGCUUCAACAGGAGAGGAAGACUCUCACUCUCUCUGCUGAUAAAACCGUGAAGGACACAGACGAGAGCUUCACUGAGAUGAUGCGUCUCCUGCAGAAGAGAAGCUCUGAUGUGAUGCAGCUGAUCAGAUCCAAGCUGGAAACUGAGGUGAGACGAGUCACAGACGCCGAGGAGAAGCUUCAGCAGGAGAUCACUGAGCUGAAGAAGAAAGAAGCUGAACUGAAGCAGCUCUCACUCACACAUGACCACAACCAGUUUCUCCUCAACUACCGCUCACUGUCAGCACUCAGUCCAUCCACACACUCGUCCACCAUCCACAUCCGUCCUCUGAGACACUUUGAGGACGUGACAGCGGCUGUGGCAAAGGACCGAGGUCAACUGCAGGACUUCCUGAUCGAGACGUGGACAAACAUCUCACUGGCUGUGGAACAAGUAGAUGUUUUACUGACAGAACCAGAACCAAAGACCAGAGCUGAGUUCUUCAGAUAUUCACAGGAAAUUAAACUGGAUCCAAACACAGCUCACACAGAGCUGUUAUUAUCUGAGGGAAAUAGAAAAGUGACAUUAAUGAAUGAACCUCAGUCUUAUCCUCAUCAAACAGACAGAUUCACUGAUGUUUAUCAGGUCCUGAGUGAAGAGAGUGUGACUGGACGUUGUUACUGGGAGGUGGAGUGGACAGGAAGAGGAGUUUCUGUAGCAGUGACGUACAAGAACAUCAGCAGUUCAGGUUCAGAUGAAUGUGUUUUUGGAUACAAUUACAAAUCUUGGGCUUUAGAUUGUGACCUAAACAGUUGUGAGUUUGUUCACAACAGUAUCAAGACUGUCGUCUCAGGUGUUAAAGUCUCCAAAGUGGGAGUUUACCUGGACUACAGAGCAGGUCUUCUGUCCUUCUACAGAGUCUCUGACACCAUGACUCUGCUCCACAGAGUUCAGAUCAUGUUCACUCAGCCUCUUUAUGCUGGAGUCUGGCUUUGUUAUUCUUCACUUGGAGCCACAGCAGAGUUCUGUAAACUCAAAUAGUCUGGAGUUCUUUCAGCAGCAGUGAAGUAAACUCUGAGUUUAAAUCUUUCACCUCUCUGCGACAACAAUAACAUCAACUUAUGACUUUGAAUUUAAGACCCUUUAAGACAAGACCCUUCUCCUUGAACCUCACCCAAAGGAAAACUCUUUCCGAGAAGAAAUGUGCUUAUUUCCACUCCUUGGCCUGAGGACAUUCACAAUGCACUAUUGAACAUUUUUUGAUGACAAAAAACUCAGUUGGUCAGGUCUUGCAAGGAGAAGGGUCUUGUUGGUCUCAUGAAAAAAGAGAAGACGUGCCCAACUUUAUCAGUUUCCAUUGCAUCAUACAUCAGAAGUCACCUGUAUCAAAACUCAGAAAUAAUGAAUUCCAAAAUGCAGCUUUCACUGCUGACUGCUCAAACACUGGAUCCUGACCUCGACACCUGUCCACCCCGACGUUGUCAGCUCGGCCCCGUCCCGGCACCUCAACAAGCAUCCAUGCUCCCACAGCCACUCCCUCUGGCAUAUGAGGAUGAGGAUCAGCCAUCAAGCAGCACUCCAGAUCCUCCAGCUCUAACAAGGGUGGGGGAAAGAGCUUCAGAACCAUACAGGAACAACCAUGGCCAUCUGCAUCUGAUAAUGCUCCCUCCCUCUUCCUGGGGAGGAGCAGCAGAGGGUUUCCAACUUCCAAUGAUGGAGGUGGCAGGACAGGAUGGUGAACCUAUACUGGUUUAUCGGACUUGGACUCAGAAAGACAUUGAAACCGCUGUUAAGAGCAAGAACAGAAAGAGCGUCUCCAAGAAAAGAGAGAAAAUAAGAGACACAAAAGAGUGGAAGACAUGUUCCUCUGUUUGGUACAGAAAGAAGAACCCUCCAAAUUGAGAGGUUAUCAGUAUAAACAACGUGACACUGGAGCAGAGACUACGCUGCCAACUAUCGUUGCAGCGUAGACAACGGCAUGACGUCACAGUGACUACAGGGGGAGGACAGCGGUAAGGGAGGCCAGUGGAUGACCUGACAGCUGAUACCUCUGAGACAGGUUAUGCACACACAUACACUCACUCACACACUCAUGCAAAGAGGAAAUGCUUGCUACUGAUACUGAUAGUGACACACAGUAGUAUUCUGUGUCAUGUGACCUUUUUAAUGCUGCAUACACAAUCUGAUUCAGAGUGAAAUGAAUGUCUCAUUCAUUCCUCUCACAAGAGGAAGCAAAUGUCAUUCCUGCACUGAAAACACUUCCACAAUCACUGUGGGCAAAACACAAAUAUGAUGUUGGACUAAAUAAGAAUUGUGAUCCUGUCACCAUUACUCCUAAAUCACAUUACAGACCAUGCCAACAGCAGUAUCCUCUCAAAUGAGAAGCUACUGAGGGAACAACACCAGUGUUUACAUCAUUACUGGACGCAGGAAUAUUCAUUCCAUGUGAAAAUGCUGUGCACACACCUAUUUUCCCUGUGAAGAAAAUCAGAGAAACCGGUCUUUCUUGGAUCAAAAGCUCUCCCUCUCGUCCUCACUUACAUGAGAAUGAGAAAGAGGAGCAGAACAAAUUUGAGUCCAUUUGAGAUUCUGUUUGGUCGACCACCCUCUUUAGGAGUGGCUCCACCAAAACGACCUCUGCCCUCCACUGACCAAUGUGAGGAUGCAAUGUUGAACUAUUGCAAAAACUUGUCCUCCGUAUUAUCUCAAGUUUCCCAAUAGGUAAAAAACGCUUUGCCAAAACCAGCAUCCAACUUGCUGCAUGACAUUCAUAUGACUGUGUGGUAUAAGAGGAACUCGGGUUUGUUUUGCGUUCCUAUCAUUGAUCAUUGUGUUUCCAAUACUGCGGUUUGAACAUCAUGUUGUUGACAACUCUAACUUGACUCGUACACCUGACAACGCUUACAAAUCUGACUAAUUCUGACGUCCAUCACCUCAUUGAACGGGCAGUAAAGCUUAACUCACCGACUGACUUUUUUCUUGUUGCCGACUUCACAUUAGGUGAAGUGACGUUAUGACUAGGACUCUAACUUGGACUUUGACCUCAACCUUGACAUGGAACCUGGACUUUUUCCUUCAACAGCAAUCUUUGAUCUUUGAUGUUGUUGGUGUUUUAGGAGUGUAACUUUUUGAUGAAACAUCCUUAAACUGGCUGGUAUGAUGUUUUUGAUGUCUUGUUAUGCUCUUUUUGAUUCUUUGAUUAAUUACAUUGAUGAUUGAUUUUGAUUUAAUGUUUUUCUUGAGAAUAGAUUAGCAAACAUAACCACUGUGAUAUGUUAGCACAAAAAGAAGAGUGUUAUUGAUCUGAUUUCAUGCUUUUAGAGGUAUCAAAACCUUUUUAUUAGUGUAAUCGCCUUCAUAUAUCCAUAUCCAUAUAUUGAUGUUAUGAUAUGUUUUAUAUUGUUUUGUAUUGCUUUUUGAAGUUCAUAUUCAUGGUUACUUUAAGGUUGUUUAAUGCCUUUAUAUGGGUUUUGUAGUGAGUCUUUGUUAGUCAGUGUAUUUUUACCAAAUGUUAUUUUCUUUAGCUUAGUGAUUAAUAUAUAAUCAAAAGGGGGGAAUUGUUAUGGAAAAUAACAUUUUCCAUCUCUGAUCACAUACACACAUUCCUAUAGCUUCAUACUAGGCCAUUCACCUUUGACCUACACACUUGUAGCUCUUCCAAGAUAUCUCUCCCUAGCAUAUUUAUACCCUUAGUCUAAACACCUAGCAAGCUUAGCUAUUCCCACACAAAAUCUGAUUCAUAGACCUGUCGGAUUGUGAGACCCAAGCUCAUUCUCACCAGCUGCGCAGACAACCCUUAGGGCGCAAACACCUACUAUACAAUACACAGAUUUCCUCUUGUUUCUCACAGCCAUCUUGUACUUGCCACGGAGCAGUUGUUCAUCUUGACUCUCUAUUUGCAAAGAAAUAAACCACGCUUCAACAAUCAA
This is a messenger RNA of Solea senegalensis (Senegalese sole), 4648 nucleotides long. RefSeq names its product tripartite motif-containing protein 16-like. Lineage: Eukaryota; Metazoa; Chordata; Actinopteri; Pleuronectiformes; Soleidae. The transcript is spliced from 2 exons. Gene Ontology annotation, molecular function: protein binding; zinc ion binding. The record is from RefSeq and is a predicted model, not a curated record. Bases 111 to 1760 code for a protein of 549 amino acids.